Messenger RNA from Ficedula albicollis (Collared flycatcher), 2215 nucleotides. It is a transcript of the gene ARL13B, whose product is annotated as ADP ribosylation factor like GTPase 13B. Gene Ontology annotation, cellular component: motile cilium; non-motile cilium; ciliary membrane. Lineage: Eukaryota; Metazoa; Chordata; Aves; Passeriformes; Muscicapidae. The record is from RefSeq and is a predicted model, not a curated record. The transcript is spliced from 11 exons. Gene Ontology annotation, molecular function: GTPase activity; GTP binding. Gene Ontology annotation, biological process: non-motile cilium assembly; receptor localization to non-motile cilium. Bases 136 to 1401 code for a protein of 421 amino acids.
AGAGGAUGGAAAAGGGAAAGGAGUGACAGUACAAGACUUUGGCUCUGAAGUCUCUCUGCCAAUCUCCUUGGCUUGCUCUGGCCUGCCCACAUUAUUCCUGUAGCUUUGGUGGCUCUGGAUGGCUGGUGAAGAGAGAUGUUCAAUCUAAUGGCCAAUUGUUGCAACUGGUUAAAAAGGUGGAGGGAACCUGUCAGGAAGGUGACACUAAUAAUGGUGGGUCUUGAUAAUGCUGGGAAAACUGCUACAGUCCGAGGCAUUCAAGGAGAGUCUCCUGAAGAUGUGGCUCCAACAGUUGGGUUUUCCAAAAUUGAUCUUAAACAGGGUCGCUUUGAAGUGACCAUCUUUGAUUUAGGAGGUGGAAAACGAAUUCGGAAUAUCUGGAGGAAUUAUUAUGCUGAGUCCUACGGUGUCAUAUUUGUGGUGGAUUCCAGUGACAUUGAAAGAAUGGAAGAAACAAAACAAGCCAUGAUAGAAGUUUUAAAAAACCCUAAGAUAUCAGGAAAACCUGUGCUAGUGCUGGCAAAUAAGCAGGACAGAGAAGGAGCUCUGUCAGAAGCAGAUGUAAUAGAGUCCUUAUCUCUGGAAAGGCUGGUUAAUGAACACAAGUGUCUCUGUCAAAUUGAACCUUGCUCAGCAAUCAUGGGCCGUGGGAAAAAAAUUGAUAAAUCAAUCAAAAAGGGAUUAUUUUGGCUUCUCCAAAUCAUAGCAAAAGAUUUUGAUGCCUUAAAUGAGCGCAUCCAGAGAGACACCAUGGAGCAGAAAGCACUUGAGGAGCAGAAGAAGCUGGAACGAGCUGAGCGAGUCAGGAGGAUACGGGAAGAGAGGGAAAAAGAAGAAGGAAAUGCACCUGAGGAGGAAGAUCCUGAGCCUGGCAAACGUGGAAACCCCUUCCAGCCUAUAUCUGCUGUAAUCUCUGAGAAUGAAAAACAGCUGGAAAAGGAAAAGAAGAGGCAAAAGUUGGAGACUGAAAAGUCUGCAGUUGUCUUAAAAUCCAAAGCAGAGAGGGACCACUUAUCAAGUAAAAGUAGCCAAAAUGACACAAAUGACAGCAGGCUGGAAAGGUGCAACACUACAACUGCCCAGCUUUUGCAGCAUGCAGAAGAGAGUGACCAACAAGCCUCAGAAUGCCUUGACUCAGAUAACAGUAAGAAAAAAAGUAAAAAACCAAAAUUAAAAAGGGGCCACAGAGUAGAACCUGUUAAUGCAGAGGACUCUCUUCCAAAGAAUCCUACACCACCAGCAGCUCUUCCCCCAGUUGGAUGGGGAACUCCCAAACUAAAUAGACUUGGAAAACUUGAGCCUCUUGGUGAAACACAUCAUCCUGAUUUCCAUGGAAAGCCUCUGCCCCCGCUGACUCUACGCCAAAGACCCAACAGUGAUACCCAUGAUGUCAUUGCUUAACUGAACAAUGAGAAUUUUAGAAAACAUAAUUUAAAAGUACUAUUUUAUUUUUUUUUUACCCUUGAAGGAAAUUUUUUUAAAUGACAUCAGCAGAUGGCAACUAACCAUGGAGUUCAUCCUGUUGUACUUAGAUGGUCAGACUUUAUCAUUUACUUUUCACAUCACCAGCUCUUCUUCAGGAUUUUUUUGGUUUCCUUGUGAAAAGACAUGGCUGUAAACCUGAAGAAAAACACCUUCAAGAUCCUAUAAUACUGGAUUGUACAUUCCCACCGAGACCUUUCUCCAGGUGCUGUGCAGGUGUUGGUAUUUUUUCAGGGAAUAAAUGAUUCUAAAGCAUUUUGUAAGAUUCCUGUAUGAUAUGGUGAAUAUAGAAAGGUUAAACAAAUAUUGAAUAUAUUUUUCUACCUUUUUAUAAAGUCAGUUGAAAGUUUGAGUGGAGCUGUGUACCUACUACCAAUAAAAUGAUACCUAGGGAGCAUUAGAAAGCUGAUAGUCAAGUGCAUAAAAAUAAAGUAUGUUUGAAUCUUACAUUUCUCUUACAGUACUAAUACCUUUUCAUAGGUAUUACAUUACAUAUUUCACAUUUCUGGCAAUCUGAAGCAGAGGGUAAGAUAAAAAAAUUUAAAUAUAUACAUUUUAUACAAAAUAAUGCUAUUUGAACUGUGUGGAAGUUUUCUUAUCCAUUGUUUUCUUUGUUUUGUUAACUGAGUUUGACAUAGAUAAUAAAUUAUGUGGAAAAAAUAGAGUUGAAUACUGUAUUGUCUACUACAACAAAUGAGAAAAUUGCACAUAGUGGGAAAUUUGCACUAAUUAA